AUGAGCUUACAAGGUUGUUUUACCUUCUUUCUCCUCACAUUUGCAUAUGGGACAUGUGAAGAAGAUUUUAUUCACCAGCAGCCACUGGUAGUUGCUGAACUUGGAAGCAGUGUGACUUUACCCUGUUUUCACUCUGAUGACUAUGUAACUACUGUUUCAUGGUAUAAACAUUCAGCUGGCAAGAAACCUCUUCUUAUAGCAUAUUCAACUCACAACUCAGGAAGAAUUACAUAUCAAAAUGCCUUUAACAAUACUAAUCGAUUCUUUAUCACAAUUGCAAGUGGCUCUUAUAAUUUAACUAUCAACGACUUGGAAAAAGAGGAUUUUGCAACUUACUAUUGUGCUAAGUUUUUCCUGAACAUCAUGAUGUUUGGUGAAGGGACGAUUCUGCUACGUAAUGAAACAAACAUAAUUAUCACACCUGAAUCCUCGUUUUGGAGUCCAGUCGUUUUAAUCCUGAUUGUAAUAAGUGCAAUAUCCAUUAUUGUGAACAUACUUCUCAUGAUUUGCACAUAUUGCAAAGAAGAGCCUUCAGAACAAAUUAGAAGUCAAGUUAUUCAGGUUGAUGGAAAUGUCUUCAAUUAUGUUGCCUUGCAAAGCUCUUCAGUGACAGCUAGCCAAGACGAAACUAUCUGUGUUUAUUCACAGACCAGUAAGCACUUUAUGAGAUAA
Molecule: messenger RNA, 672 nt
Organism: Danio aesculapii
Lineage: Eukaryota; Metazoa; Chordata; Actinopteri; Cypriniformes; Danionidae
Gene: nitr3d
Product: novel immune-type receptor 3d
Exons: 5
Coding region: 1-672 (223 amino acids)
Biological process (GO): response to bacterium
Source: RefSeq, a predicted model, not a curated record